This is a messenger RNA of Aspergillus bombycis, 5190 nucleotides long. RefSeq lists its product as uncharacterized. The record is from RefSeq and is a predicted model, not a curated record. Gene Ontology annotation, biological process: nucleoside metabolic process. The transcript is spliced from 3 exons. Bases 1 to 5190 code for a protein of 1729 amino acids. Gene Ontology annotation, molecular function: catalytic activity; protein binding. NCBI's taxonomy places the organism in Eukaryota, Fungi, Ascomycota, Eurotiomycetes, Eurotiales, Aspergillaceae.
AUGCCCUCCUCCAGCCGGACAUACGAUGACUACACGGUUGGGUGGAUCUGCGCGUUACACAUCGAGCUGACGGCCGCCAUGGCGGUGCUCGACGUAGUCCACCCCUCUCUUCCACCGCGCGAUGGGGACGACAAUCAUUAUACCCUUGGCCAAAUCGGCCUUCACAAUGUCGCGGUCGCGUGCCUUCCGGCCGGCCAGACUGGCACGACCUCCGCUGCCACGGUCGCUACCCAGAUGAGAGCUACGUUCGGCUCCAUUGGAGUUGGAUUGUUGGUCGGCAUUGGUGGCGGAGUACCAAGUGACUUGCACGAUAUUCGACUUGGAGAUGUGGUGGUUGGAAUGCCCGGUGUGAGAUCCGGAGGGAUCAUUCAAUAUGACUUUGGAAAGACGGUCGCGGAAGGGAAAUUUGUGCACACCGGGUACCUCAACACGCCGCCCGUUGCGUUGCUCACGGCCAUGAAUACUCUCCGCGCACGUCUGGAGCUAUCGGGCGACGGUCAGGUUUUGAAAACCCUAAGCCCGAAUUUACCCGACAGCUUUUCUAAGCCGUCGUCCGCGCCAGAUCAGCUCUUCCAGGCGGAGUACGGCCAUGUUGCUGGGGCCUACACAUGCCAGGAAUGCGAUUCUAGCGAGGAGGUCGUCCGAGAAAAGCGGCCGCACCCGUCACCCAUCAUUCACUAUGGAACGAUCGCCUCUGGGAAUGAGGUCAUGCGGGAUGGCCGAACACGCGACAAGCUCAGGGAUGAGUAUGACGUUUUAUGCUUUGAGAUGGAGGCGGCGGGUCUUAUGAACACGUUUCCCUGCGCUGUUGUUCGAGGAAUUUGUGAUUAUGCCGAUUCACAUAAAAACAAACGAUGGCAGAGUUAUGCAGCUGCCACAGCUGCUGUGUAUGCCAGGGACCUGCUAAUUAUCCUGGAUAGCACUGCAUCUGCGAAGCCACGGAAAAGAAAGCCACAGCAAGACGAAUGGAACGUCGACUCCUCCACGAAGAGGCGGAUGUCUCAGGUAUUUAAGGAAGAGGAUGGUGAUGAUUCUGGCUGCAUUGCACGUUUCAGUCAAGCAUCUGGGCGCGAUCAUUCCACAGUCGAAGCCAAGUGCCUAGCGGCAUUUGAUGUGUGCGCGUACAAGGAGCAUAAAAAUAGAAACGAUCAUCGCUACGAAGGAACCUGUGAAUGGUUUCUCCAAGACCCCAAGUUCAUUCACUGGAGGGACAGUGCCCAGUCUUCUCUGCUUUGGGUAUCCGCUGAUCCUGGCUGUGGGAAGUCAGUUCUGGCUAGAUCGUUGGUUGACGGAGAGCUUCAGAUGUCAACACAGCGUACGACCUGUUUUUUCUUCUUCAAAGACGACAAUCCCGAGCAAAGCUCAUUAGAAAAUGCCCUUUGUGCAAUUCUCCAUCAACUCUUUUCUGCACAUCGGAACCUCAUUAAAUGCGCGUUGCCUGAUUUCAAUGCGGACGAGGUCAGCUUUGUAAAAUCAGCGCACAGGUUAUGGGAAAUACUUCUAAGUGCGAUUAGCAAUACAGAUUCCACCGACUUGGUUUUUAUAAUCGACGCCUUGGAUGAGUGUGAAAAGAGAGGCCGCCACGACCUGAUCGAGCGUCUUACAUGCCUCCACAGCGAGGCAGACAAACGAUUCAGUAGAGCCAAAUUCUUGGUAACCAGCCGUCCGCACUCGGACAUCGAACGGCGAUUUGAAAGCUGCCCGUCCAUUCGUUUAGCUGGGGAGGAAAAGAUAGGGAAAAUAAGUGACGAGAUAGACGUCGUGAUCACAGAAAAGCUCAACCAGUUACAGACUUCUCUUGAUCCAGAAAUACAAAGAUAUUUGAGCGAGAAACUUCAGAGUGCAAAGCAACGGACAUAUCUGUGGGUGAGACUUAUCUUCCAAAUGAUUGAGGAAGUCAUUGAUGAGCGAUAUUAUCUUACGGAGGAGGAUGAGGAGGUCAGGGAACUGUUCGAAAGCCUGCCGGCAAGCGUUGACCAGGCAUAUUCGAAUAUUCUCCAGAACACAAAGAAGAGCGGACCAGCGGUGAGAAUCCUAGGGAUUGUGCUAGCGGCAACGAGACCACUUACUCUGAGGGAGUUGAACGUUGCCCUCUCAUUAAGGGGCAAAGAGUUCAGUCCCAUGGAUGUCCACCUUGUUCCAGAAAGGGAGUUUCGCAUCCGAGUUCGAAACCUAUGCAGUCUCUUUUUGACCGUCGUCGACUCCAAGGUCUACUUAAUACAUCACACAGCGAGGGAUUUCCUCAUGUCUACCGCUCUGCGAGCAGGUGCAGCCAGUAGUUGGAAAGGUUCAAUUAGCCUGAGCCAGAGCCACCAGAUAAUCAUGAGCCAGUGUACCCUUUACCUGCGGAUGCCAUUCUUUAACGCCCAGAGGAUUAUCAGGGAUCAAAUGUUAGAGCUUCGUCAUCGCCCGUGGAGUGACGACAUUGCCGAAGAUACCCAUCCGUAUCCAUUCCUGGAUUAUGCGGCGAAGAAUUGGGUAAACCAUCUUCAUGAGUCUGGCGGUCUACCGUCAGAGUCUAUUCUGCUCCAGGACCUUUGCCUUACACGGUCUCGUAGGUUUCAAACAUGGUUCCAGAUAUACUGGUCAUCUAAAAAGUCUCGGUGCCCUCGCGGCCUUACGGACCUUAUCGCUGCUGCGUAUUUUGGCUUUGCAGAUCGUGUCAAAGCCCUGCUGCAACAAGGAGCGAAUAAAGAUGAGAAAGAUUUAACUUAUGGCCGGUCUCCCCUUCUCUGGGCUGCUUAUAGCAACCAGUUUGCUGUGGUACAGCUUCUCCUUGACAACGGAGUGAAUCGUAAUCUUUCCGACCGUGAUGGUCGAACAGCAACUUCGCUUGCCGCAGAGGCUGGCGCUGCUGAUAUUGUGGCAAUACUGGUUCGCAUGGAUAGCGACUUAACCUUGAAGGAUCUCAACGGCUGGUGCCCUUUGAUGUGGGCAGUGGAUAGGGGACAGAUCUCGGUAGCCAAGGUUCUAAUGGAUCAUAAAGUCGACAUCAGCUCCCACGACCGCUACGGCAAAACAUCUUUGUGGGUGGCUGUAGAGAAGGGCCAUGAUGUCUUACUGGAGGCUCUCCUGCAACAAGGAGCAGAUCCGAACAUUCGGGUCGGCUUCGAUCAAACUCCAUUAUCCUCAGCUAUCGGGAAAUGCCAGCGGAGGAUGGUGAAACUUCUCUUGGAUCACGGUGCUGACGUCAAAUCCACGAUUGGCUUCGGCACAACCACGGUUUGUCUAGCAGCGGAAAGGGGGGAUCUCGAGAUAACCAGGCUUCUCGUCCAAAAGGGUGCUGACCCAAGCGCUCCCGACCGAAAUGGCCAGACAGCUAUUAUGAUUGCUGCCGAACAUGGCCAUGAAGGAGUUUUCAACUACUUGCUCCAAAAGGGUGUGGGCCUUGAUUCUGGCGGCCAAACCCCAUUGUUCGCGGCCUUAAAGAAUGGACACGACGGCAUCGCCGAUCGACUGAUUCGCAACCUCAAGGCAACUCCCUCCGGUGCAAGUAUUAUUAGAAAGACUAUGCUGCAGGCUGUAGCUCAGGGACUUCAGAAAACUGUUGAAUUGCUGUACUUUACAGCAUUGGACAUUGGAUCCCGACAAGAAUGUGCCAUGGAGGCCCUGAUGUCAAGUAUAUCAUCGCGACAUAUGUCGACAGUAACAUUCCUACUUGACCAAUUGCUAGGGAUCAACAUGCAGGAUUAUGGGGCAAUGGCUCCUAUUUUCAUGGCUAUUGAGUAUGGGAACUAUGAACACGUUCAAAGAGUCUUUCAGGACAAAGUUAUUAAGCACCACAACACCGACAACACCGAGGAAACAACCCAAUUUGAGGAAACAGCAAUUGAUCGCAGAUCGGCCAUCAAUGACCUCUUGCAUCAUGGUUGGGAGCCAGCCCACCGUGACAAAGAUGGCAAUACGAUGCUAGAGGUCAGCAUAAUCCAGAACUGGUACCCAAGGAUCGCCUGGGAACUGCUACAACUGCGAGUAUUCCCAGUAGAUGUUUUGGAGCGUUGCGCCCGUCGAUGCGUCAGAGAAGGUCACGCGACUGCGUUGAAAGCUCUUCUGCAAUACUCUCCUGACAAGAUACUGGAAUCCCAGAUUAUACCCGACCUUUUCAAAGAGGCAAUUGACAAAGAAGAUGUUGGUACAAUUACCCUGCUUACCAGCUUUCGGGUCAGCAGCAAUAGUAAACUUCGCAGUCUUUACCUCCGCGCAAUAAAGGAUGGUUUAGUCGACAUGACUACUAUUCAGAUCGAAGAUGAGGGGUUCUCGCAGUCUCAAUUAAAUGAACUUCUUUCAAUCGCCUGCGUGCAGUCUCGGGCAGGGAUAGUCAAGGCUUUGCUUCGCGCAGGCGCAGGCGCCAAGAAAGAUAGCGACGAUCCUAACGUCACGGAAGCGUUGAACACUUCCAUGAAACAUAACGACACCCGUAUCAUGCAGCUAUUAUUGAAAGGUGGGACAUAUCCUACGAAACAGCUGGAAGGGGUCAUGCUGUGGGCAUGUCAUCAUGGCUUUAUCGAAAUUGUGGAAACACUACUGCACGGUGGUGUCUGUCCUACAUAUGUGAACGAACAAGGAGAUAGUCCUGUUUCCAUGGCUUUAAUGGGUCAGCACGAUGAUAUUGUGAGCCUGCUUAGUACCUGGAUGGAUGGCCCCGCCACAGCUAAAGGGGAUGAGACGAAAGCGAAUCAAGAGCGAAGCAACCCCAAAGUCUGGUCAGCAACUUCAAAGAGUAUGGGAAUAGUGGAUACCACGCGAAUGGAGAGAGGCUACCGGGGGCAAACAUCCAUGAUGUUUACAGCCAUUCGGUUCGAUAACCGCGAUCUGAUAGCCGACGUGCUACAGUCAGGGUUUGCCAAUCUUGAUCUUGAUGACGAUGAUCGACGGACAAACUUGUUCACACCACUCACUUGGGCAGUGUGGUCUGGCAACUUGGACAUUGUCCAGAUGCUGCUCAAUAGCGGGGCUAACCCCAACGCCUGCGGCUCAUUCGGGGAAACAGCUGUUUCUCUAGCUAUCCGUGCCCGCCAGGAGCUCAUUUUAAAGGUUCUCAUCGACCACGGUGCGUACUGCAACUUCCAGGAUAAAUGGGGAAAGACUCCGUUGGUUUGGGCUGCACGAUAUAAUGCUCCUAUGAUUGCACUCCUACUGCAACGGGGGUUUAAGAAUCCCGUACGAUAUAUUUCAUAUUCCAACACUUAG